AUGAUCCAUAACGUGGUACCAUCGGACGCUCAACGCCAUGCUUUCUUAAAGCAGCUACUCACUACAGAAGUUCGUUCCUACAUAUCCGAAUACUUGGACAAUCCGUCCACUUAUUAUGAUGCCUUAGUAGAACUUAAAAAGCGAUAUGGUCAACCACAAGUGGUUGCUCGGAGCCACUUGAUGGCUCUUAUGAAUCUUCCUUCGAUCCGAGAGGAUGAUUCAGAGGCACUAGCCAAGCUCAAACGAACUCUUUAUGGAGCCAUGCAUGCCCUGAGGACCGGCGGAUAUGAGCAAGACUUGGAAUCAGGAAUGACUCUGGAACACGUCGUCUCCCGUUUACCUCCGCGAAUGAGAAGUAGCUGGGGCGUGAAAGUGUAUCGGAUGACUCCAACACGAGCUACUCUCAAGGACCUAGCAAAAUGGAUAGACGAGAUGGUGAUGGGCGAAUUGAUGACCAGGCCGUCUACUCAUAGAUUUCCAGCUCCACAGAAGGAAAAGAAAGCGGGAAGUGCUAAGCCUUCCACCAAACCAACUCCUCUCUUUGGUAAAGGUCCUGUUGUUUUUCACACCUCCACAACUCCACCAGUCAAGAGACCACAGCAAAGUCCUCCCUCUGAGAGUAAUUCGUCAUCGCUGAAGAAAGGCGUUAUUAAGAAAUGCAUUUAUUGUGAUAACGCCCAUUCGAUAAAAACCUGUUCCACAUUCAAAGAUCUAGAUGUUACAGCUAGAGUGGAGUGGGUAAAAGAGAAACGAUUAUGUUUCAGGUGUCUGAUUGGAACACAUCGGGGAACUGAGUGUCCCACCGAAAUCGUCUGCAACAUUGGGAACUGUUGUCAACGACACCACCCUCUAUUGCACGGAGCACGUCGAGUUUAUCCCGCGAAUGCUUCAACCACUAAAAAUGCAGAUCAGCCAUCAGCAAAAUCGUCUGAUGGUCGCGCAAUGACCAUUAAAAACAGGGAUACGGCUAUCAACACUUCCCUAGCUAUCGUUCCUGUGUUACUUCAAGCUAACGGGGUGGAAAUAGAAACUUUCGCUUUUCUAGAUCCAGGAGCGACCGUUAACCUAAUUCGAGAGGAUGUAGCUAAAAAGCUCAAAUACAAAGGGAAUGCAAAGAAUGUAUCCUUUGGCUCGUUUCACGGCCAAGACCCACAGUUUCAAUCAACUACGGUUAGUAUGACUGUGAAGGCUCGUGAUAGAUCUUUCGAAUCGGAUUUAAAGCAGGUCUCUACUGUGCCGACUCAGUACCUAAAGUUACCAUGCCCACCGAAGGAGUUAAUGGAGAUCCGAAGUCGUUACCCUCAUCUCAAAGACGUAAAACUGGUUGAUGUUGAAGAAUUAACCAUCCUUAUUGGAGCGGGAAACCAAUGGCUGCACUUACGUCUCGAUGAAAGACUACCUCCUGUUGGAACCGACGCUCCGUUUGGUUUAUUGGCGCCAUUUGGUUGGACUUGCGUUGGCGAUCUAACAUUAGGGACGCAGCAACAUGACUCAACGGUUUGUCGUUCGAACAAACCCUUGCUGACGGUGCAAAAACUCUGCUACCAUGUACAAGAAUCACCGACGGAAGCAUUACUUUUGCGCCAAGUUGAGAAAUUGUGGGAAACGGAAAGCUUUCCAAUUGUAACUCCAGCUCAACCGCUAGAAUCAAAUGAGGAUAAACUAGCGAGGAAGAAAUUCGAUGCAACUAUUCAACUCGACGGAACCAGGUAUGAAGUAGGUCUACCAUGGGUUUCAGAUGAUAUCGCAUUACCCGACAAUUACAAUAGUGCAUUGCGUCGACUUCUCUCUAUCGAAAACAAAUUCGUUUACAAAUCUAAUUUUGCUGAGAGAUACAAAGCCGUAAUCUAUGACUAUGUGGCAAAGGGAUUCACUCGGCCUCUCAAAGAAAGUGAACUGAAGGGCACCUUUGGGAGAAAUUGGUACCUUCCCCAUCAUGGAGUCGUAAAUCCUCGGAAACCUGAAAAGGUUAGAGUGGUCUUCGAUGCUUCGGCAAAGUUUCAAGGAGUUGCACUCAACGAAGUUUUGUUAAAGGGUCCCAAUCUCAUCAAUGACAAAGUGCUCCGACAUAUUGCUGACCUACAUCGUGAAGAAUUUCCUGAAGCUGCUGAACGAGUCUACAAGAACUUCUAUGUAGAUAACAUUCUGGAUUCCUUUUACAUUGAAGAGGAGGCUAGUCGAGCGGUCAAAGAUUCUACAGCAUUGCUAAAAACGGGAGGAUUCCAUCUGAACCAAUGGCUCUCUUCAUCUCGACGAGUUUUGUCACGUGUACCAGAAGGUGAUCGUAAUCAGCAUCGCCUGAAUUUGGAUCUAGAAGAGAUGCCCACGGAGAGAACCUUAGGUGUUUUAUGUGACAGCGAAAGUGACAGCUUCAUCUUUGAUGUUAAAACUGACGUCGAAGCGAGUACUAAGCGUCGGAUCUUGAGUGCUGUGUCCACCUUGUAUGACCCACAGGGGUUUUUAUCACCAGUGAUCCUUAGCGUCAAAAGAAUUCUACAAGAAUUGUGGCUUGUUGGUGUUGACUGGGAUGACCAAGUUCCCGAAGUAAUUCAACACCAGUGGAACAAGUGGACUACUAAUCUUAGCCAGCUCGAAGCGUUCAAAAUCCCAUGA
Daphnia magna is the source of this 2613-nucleotide messenger RNA. RefSeq lists its product as uncharacterized. Lineage: Eukaryota; Metazoa; Arthropoda; Branchiopoda; Diplostraca; Daphniidae. The record is from RefSeq and is a predicted model, not a curated record. The transcript is spliced from 2 exons. The coding region runs from base 1 to 2613 and encodes 870 amino acids.